AUAUUCUCUUAUACAUCUGAAACUGGAAUGAAUUCGUCUUAUUGCAUAUUCAUUCAUUCAACACAUACGCAACGCGCUAGUCUCAUGGCGUUUUCCUUUUGUCUUUCUCUCUUUCAUUUUCCACUCGUACAAUACAGAUGUACACACGUCUAUUUUCUAACAAUAAAGUUGGAAAUACGUAUCGUGUUGAAGAAGAAAAAAAAAGAGAAAUAAGAAGCGCGCGAUUUUAUAUAUUUUUCGGAUACAUAGAUUCCAUUAUACAAUUAAUAUUUAUCUUCGCACGCGUAAAUCAUUCAAUGUUCUCCGUAUUGAAAAUGUUUUAGAAAUAUGGAUUGAUGUUGAGAUGUAUGGAUGUACUAUGCUACACGCAUUAUACCUAGGCAUAUAAUUACUCGCGUACAUGUUUAGGCACAAGUACUGUUGCUCUUCUCUAAAUAGAUUCUAUUCUGGAAAUCAACUUCCUCUCAAGCAAUACGCUUAGUUAGUCUAUAUCACCGUGCAAAAGCGGACGCUCCUUGUUUUAAAUAACAAAGCAGUUCAUCGCGUCGUGUGUUGUACAAUUUUUUAAGUUACUUUUUCGACUAAAUAAUUUAAUGAAACGCUUCGUACUUUUAAUUUAUAAGAGAAUAUGUGUAAACUAAACUUCUAUUUAAAUUUUAUGUUAUAUAAAACUUAUUAUAAAAGUACAUAACAGUUAUAAGUGAAUGAAAUUUUAUAAAUGAAAGAAGAUAUUUAAAAAAUUUUUGUUCCAAUCCUUACGAAUAAAAAGUUAUUUGUGAUUGUUACAAGUUUUAACAAUGGAAUCUCAGACUACUUGUGCAAUUUGCGGGAAAAAUGCAAUUCAUAAAUGUAGUGCCUGUGGAAAUGUUUAUUACUGCAGUAAGCAACAUCAGAAAGAGGAUUGGAGGAAUCACGCAAAAGCUUGUAAAAGUUUUAAGUUAGCAGAAGAUUCCUUAUUGGGUCGUCAUUGUAUAGCCACACGAAAUAUCAAAAUUGGGGAAAUCGUUUUGAAAGAUGAUCAACCUCUGAUAGCAGGUCCUAUGUAUAAUUGCGCUCCUGUGUGCCUUCGCUGUUACACGGUCUUGAACGAAACCAUAGCAGUAGCUUGUGAAAAAUGUGGUUGGCCUCUUUGUCAAGAUUGCAAAGACCAUGGAUUAGAGUGUAAUUUUUCUUCUUCUCGCAGAGAUCAUAAGGUAUCUAUAACUGAAUUUGGCCACCCACAUCCAAGUUAUCAAUGUAUAACUGUCAUAAGAGCAUUAGCAUCGAAGGAUAUUAAUUUGGAAUCUUAUAAGAAAUUACUAUCGCUCGAAGGUCAUUGCGAUCAAAUAAAUUCCCAUGAGCUGUCAAACACUGUUCGCUUUAUUAAAAGAUUUUUCAAAACAGAUGAUAUAUCGGAGGAGGAAAUGACAAAAAUCGUCGGCAUCUUGCAGGUUAAUGGACAUGAAGUUCCGCUUACUGAUCCACCAUACGUAGCAGUUUACGAACUGACAUCAUUACUUGAGCAUAACUGUAAAGCAAAUUGCUCGAAAAGUUUCACCGAUACCGGAGGGCUGAUUAUUCAUGCUGCAGUACCUAUUGCAAAAGGAGACCACAUUUCUAUAUGUUAUACGGAUCCAUUGUGGGGUACUGCGAACAGAAGACACCAUCUUCUUAAAACAAAAUUUUUUGAAUGUACUUGUGAUCGAUGCAAGGAUCCCACAGAAUUUGGAACAAUGUUUAAUGCUUUAAAGUGCAAUCGAACGAAUUGUCCAGGAUACAUAUUACCAAAAACUUUUUUUGAACAGGAACAGGAUUAUAUAUGCAAAAUUUGUGAAUCAAUUGUUCCUUAUGUGGAAAUUGAAAAAAUAUUAGAAAAUAUUGGUAUAUACCUUUCAACUAUGAAGAAAAAUGACAUUAUCGCAUGUAAAGAAUUUAUAAGUCGUUACGAAAGUAUCCUCCACCUAAAUCAUUUUUACAAUAUUGAUGUAACGAUUGCUCUGGCUCAAUUGAUUGGACAGCAAACUGGAGGAUUAGCAGCAGUUGAAAAAGAUCUUCUCAUCGAGAAAAUAGGAUUAUGCAAAAAACUGGAUAAAUUGCUCAAGACACUCGUUCCUGCUGAAAAUCGAAUUCGAGGUCUGAUUCUCUUCGAAUUACAUGCAGCCCACGCAGAACUUAGUAGGAGACAUACAGAAAUGGAGAUUUUAGUGCCAUUAUUGCAGGAGUCAAAGAAGUAUUUAGUUGAUGGCUAUCAAUUGCUGAAGUACGAACCGAAAGUUCUACCGGAAGGAAAAAUAGCUCAACAUGCAGAACAAAAUUUACACGAAAUAAAUAAACUCUUAAAACGAUUCACCGUAACGUAAACUUUAUCAAUACGUAGCUUGCUCAGUAAGUUCUACGUUUGGGAGUAAAUAUUAAACGAAAAACAAAACUGUAUAUAUACAUAGCCUUCGUAAGCAAACAAAUAUAUUGAAAUAAAUUUGUUAAAAA
This is a messenger RNA of Bombus pascuorum, 2466 nucleotides long. Its product is annotated as SET domain-containing protein SmydA-8-like. NCBI's taxonomy places the organism in Eukaryota, Metazoa, Arthropoda, Insecta, Hymenoptera, Apidae. The transcript has 10 exons. The record is from RefSeq and is a predicted model, not a curated record. The coding region runs from base 798 to 2339 and encodes 513 amino acids. Gene Ontology annotation, molecular function: protein binding.